AACAAGCUGUCAUGGAGGGUUACGCGUGUUCACAAAUAAUUCAUAUUUCUUCAUGAGAAUAGUUCUCUAAAGAUAAAAAAUGACAAGAUAAAGUUUUGGUGUAGAUACAAUGAACAGCAGCAUCAAGAAUCCACCAAAAAGUGGAGAUAAAAACUCCAAAGCAAAAAAGAAAAUGACGAUAAAGUACAAGAUAAAUCGGAGAAGAGCGCAGCCUGUUGAUCAUAGUCAGCAUGCCAAACCAACUUUCACAGAAGCAGUCGAGACUUCAGAGGCACUGAAGAAGAGACCCUCUAAAAACCCUACUCUGUCAAGGCAACAGAAGCGGAACUCAAUGGGGCCGAAAGGCAUGCCAACAGAGACUGGUGGGUUCCCAUCGAUUGCAAAGCCAUUAUCAAAUCUGAACCAAAUUAAAGAGGACGAAGUAUCUUCAGAGUCUGUAGAAGAAGGAGAUGGGGAAAACCCCCUUCUUGAAAUGACCGAAGAGCAAGUAUCUGCAUUUCGUGAAAUUUUUCACAUGUUUGAUAGCAAUGGUGGAGGAACAAUUCGAUCAGAAGAUCUUGACCAUGCUCUCAGAUCUGUGAACAUUCGUUUGCCAAAAGAGGAAGUCAAUGAGCUCUUUGAUGGCAUGGAUGUAGACGGAAAUGGAGAAAUCGAUUUUGACGAGUUCAUUCGUCUUGUUGCAAAUACAGAGAAAUUUAUUGAAAGCAUCAUGUCAAGAGGCCAACAUGAGGCUGAAACAGACGCAAAGCCAUUGCACGGCAUUUUGUUCGAUGCGCUUGCGCAGUUCAUGAAGCAAUCAGCUUUGGCAUCAGUCAACGAAAUUGUUAGGUACUACCAUACUAAUGCCCAACGUUAUUCUAACCCUCAUGAUGUCAUCGGACACUAUACGGCGGGAGCUCGUUUGAUAGGCCUUACUGAGCGUCAGAUGAGAAGGGACAUGAAAAAGCUUACUAAAAUCUCUUCUGACAAUAAAAGCCCUUAUGCUCAACCUUUGGUGACGUCGCUCGAUACGUUCUUCGAAGAAAAGGCUAAGCCACGGAAACUAGCGAUCAAGCAAAGAAAAGGCAAAGAUGAGGUUGUUCCAGCUGAUAACCACCUUGAUCGUAACGAGCGUGGCAGAAUAAGAUUGAAAUUCAUGGCAUGUGUAACGCCUUCAAAACCCAGAAAUCGAAGGGACUCACUCUAUCUCCAGUUUUUGACAAUGCAGAAGCACAUUCGUAAACAAAAGUGCAUACGAAGGGGAACCAUGUCCAAAGAAAUUAGAACGUUGGGGUUGACAUGCCCUGGUGUGAAUCUACCACAACUGACGACAAUUUCAGAACUGACAUCCAAUGGGAAUGGCAAGAACAAACAAAUCAAAGCAAAACUUGCGCAAGAUCUCACUUUUGAUGAUUUGAAGCUGAUAAGAAAACAGGUAAGCAGCAUCACCACAAACUUUUACAAGAGAGUGCGCGAUGAGAAACUAAAAGCAGCUGAUAAACAUUGGCAAGAUCUGGGAACAGACGACAUCAAAUCACAGGAUCUUCGCGAAAGUUUUCAGAAAUCAUUCUUGGCUUACACUGAUUAUAAACACAUACCUAUAUGUUCGAUUGCAUCUAGCUACUCUAAAACCAAUCCUCUUUUUGUCAGACUUUGAAUGUUGUAUUCUUACUGGGCAAGAGGACAUCGGCAAUUGCACUGGAUAUUCAUUUGGUAUAAUUUUCGAUACUUUGAUUCUCAUUUUAUGUUGUCAUCUGGAUUGUAUUGUGUUCUAACAAGUUUUUGUGCCAGUAAUUGUCUCUUUUUUCAGGCUCGCUGUAGUAAGAAUCCUUGCCAGCGAGUAUGCAUUGGUCUUUAGUUACCUCAAAUAUGCGAUGGCCUAAGAGACACUCGAUCUCAAGUGAAAAAACCGUUAGAAUGCCAAAAAAGUUUCAGACCUUUGUAGCUCUGUAAUUUCAGGCGUACGAGUCAUAAAGUGUGGUCAUUCUGAGCGGUAGGUCCGGCACUGCUCAAUAAGGAUGUAUUUUAAAGCUACGAUCCCGAAAAAUUGUGUGUCCAAAGGCAGCUUUUGCAAUUUCUACUUUUAUUUACAACUGUAUAAUUUUAUUC
Messenger RNA from Rhopilema esculentum, 2088 nucleotides. RefSeq lists its product as uncharacterized. The record is from RefSeq and is a predicted model, not a curated record. NCBI's taxonomy places the organism in Eukaryota, Metazoa, Cnidaria, Scyphozoa, Rhizostomeae, Rhizostomatidae. Gene Ontology annotation, molecular function: calcium ion binding.